Cucurbitaria berberidis CBS 394.84 is the source of this 1269-nucleotide messenger RNA. RefSeq names its product glycoside hydrolase family 18 protein. The transcript has 4 exons. Gene Ontology annotation, cellular component: extracellular region. Bases 1 to 1269 code for a protein of 422 amino acids. Gene Ontology annotation, biological process: carbohydrate metabolic process; chitin catabolic process. The record is from RefSeq and is a predicted model, not a curated record. Gene Ontology annotation, molecular function: chitinase activity; chitin binding. Lineage: Eukaryota; Fungi; Ascomycota; Dothideomycetes; Pleosporales; Cucurbitariaceae.
AUGCUACUUAAGACGACAGCGUCUCUGCUUUCUUUUUCUACAAUUAUCCACGCUGCUGCGAUUCCUCAGACUACCGACGCUAUGGCAACUGCUUCAGGUUACAAGAAUGUUGCGUACUUUGCUAUUUACGGUCGCAACUACAACCCUCAAGAUCUCCCGGCUGAGGAGCUUACACAUGUGCUCUACGCCUUUGCCAACGUGCGGCCUGAAUCUGGCGAAGUCUAUCUUUCCGAUGUGUGGUCCGACACUGACAAGCACUACGCGACUGACUCGUGGAAUGAUGUCGGCACCAAUGUGUAUGGAUGCGCUAAGCAGCUGUUCCUCCUGAAGAAGCGCAACCGCAAGUUGAAGGUGUUGCUCUCCAUUGGCGGGUGGACAUACUCAGCAAACUUUGCACAGCCUGCAUCCACGGCUGAGGGUCGCGCCAAGUUCGCAAGUAGUGCGGUUGAGAUCUUGGCCAACCUUGGGUUCGAUGGCCUUGAUGUCGACUGGGAGUACCCGCAAAAUGAUGCCCAGGCCAACGACAUGGUGCUCCUCCUGGCGGAAACCCGUCGAGCCCUCAAUGAAUACUCUGCCCGCUACGCCAAUGGCGAGCACCUGCUCCUGACCGUUGCCUCACCAGCCGGCCCCACUAACUACAACAAAAUGAAGCUCAGCGCCAUGGACCAGUACCUCGACUUCUGGAACCUCAUGGCCUACGACUAUGCCGGGUCCUUUUCCUCCGUCUCGGGCCACCAAGCCAACUGGCAGCCAUCGCAGAACAACCCUACCAGCACGCCAUUCAACACCGAACAAGCAGUCCGCGACUACCGUGCUGGUGGAGUACCUGCGAGCAAGAUUGUUGUCGGCCUGCCGUUGUAUGGACGUGGGUUUGCUAACACAGAUGGGCCUGGUAAGCCCUUCUCUGGUAACGGCCAGGGUACUUGGGAGCCGGGUGUGUAUGACUACAAAGUCCUGCCGCAGGCUGGUGCGACUGUCAAUACCGACAUGAGCGUCACGGCGAGCUACAGCUACGAUGCCGGUCAGCGGCUCAUGAUUAGCUACGACACGCCUGAGAUUAUCACGAAGAAGACGCAAUUCAUUCGCGAGCAGGGCCUUGGUGGCGCCAUGUACUGGGAGAGCUCGGGUGACAAGAAGGGCGAUCAGAGUCUGAUUUCCACUUUUGUUAGGAAUGUCGGCGGCAUCGGCGCUCUGGACCAGAGCCCCAAUAUCCUCACCUUCCCGGCCUCAAAGUACCAGAACAUGCGCGAUGGGUUCCCCAACAACUAA